CAAAACAGCACAAUCACCGAUCGUCCAAAAUUUGAAAAAGAAAAGAGCAGGAAGAAAAGAGGAGGGCGAGAUACCUCUUGAUACAAAGCCUGCUCAAACAUUCAUGAUGAAACUUCCCUAUUGAACCAAUCAUGAACUUCCUCCCUCCUCCUCCUCCUCCUCCUCUCCCCACUCUUAAAUUCUCCCCUCGUCACCAUCACCAUCACCGCUAUCACCGACAUGGCUUUCCCUCUCCUCCUCCUCUCUCUCAACGUCGCCUCCCUCUUCUCAUCGGCCCUCUCUCUCCCUCUCCAGUCCCUCGCUCUCCUCUCCCUCAAAUCCUCCCUCAACGACCCCCUCAACUCCCUCUCCUCAUGGUCGCCUGACCGCCACCUCUGCUCCUGGUCCGGCAUCACGUGCUCCUCCUCCUCCUCCUCCUUCGUCACCUCCCUCGACCUCUCCGGUCAAAACCUCUCGGGCCCCAUCCCUCCCGAGCUCCGCCUCCUAUACCCCUCCCUCACCCUCCUCAACCUCAGCUCCAACUCCUUCUCCGGCGACCUCCCCUCCUCCCUCUUCGACCUCCGCCACCUCCGCCUCCUCGACAUCAGCCACAACGACUUCAACUCUACCCUCCCCAUUCCAUCUCCAACCUCAACAAACCUCACUCACUUAAACGCCUACAGCAAUAGUUUCGCUGGCCCCAUUCCUCCGGUCUCUUCUCCAGCUUAAUGAUCUCCAGUAUCGUCAACCUCGGCGGGAGCUAUUUCACCGGCGCAUUCCCGCCGCCAGCUUGGCGAGCUGUCAAGUUUGCGGUACCUUCACCUAGCUGGAAACUCGCUCUCUGGGAGGUUACCGGAGCAGAUAGGUAAUCUUACCGCUCUUAAGCAUUUGGAGAUUGGGUACAACGCGUAUGACGGCGCAUUGCCGCCGGUGAUCGGGCGGUUGAGGUAUCUGGAGUACCUCGAUGUCUCAUCGGCGAAUCUCUCCGGUGAGAUCCCAGCGACGUCCGGUGAGCUCACUGCUCUGGAAUCCUUGUUCUUGUUCAAGAACAGACUCUCCGGUGAGAUUCCGGUGGAGAUCUGCAACCUGAAGAGUUUGAAGGUGAUUGAUCUCUCCGACAACAGAAUCUCGGGUCCGAUUCCUGAAGGGUUCUCGAACCUGACGAAUCUCACGCUGAUCAGCCUCAUGAACAACGAGAUCGCCGGCGAGAUCCCGAGAGGGAUCGGCGAUCUUCCAGAUCUCGAAGCUCUGCUCCUCUGGAACAACUCGCUGACUGGAAGUUUACCGCCAAGUUUGGGAUCGAACUCCAAAUUGGAGAAAUUAGACGUGUCGUCCAAUUCUUUAACCGGUCCAAUCCCUAGAGAUCUCUGCAGAGGCAACCGGCUCGUCCGGUUAAUCCUCUUCUCGAACCGGUUCAACUCAACACUACCUCCCAAUCUAGCUAACUGCUCCUCUUUAUGGCGCGUGCGAAUCGAAUCGAACCGUAUCUCCGGCGUGAUUCCGACCGGAUUCGGCCAGCUACCGAAUCUAACCUUCAUGGAUCUCAGCGACAACAAUUUCUCCGGCGGUCUACCUCCAGAUCUCGGCGACGCUAUACGACUCCAGCUUUUGAACGUAUCGAAAAAUCCUCUAAAAACCUCGCUGCCGAACUCUAUCUGGAGGUCGAAAAGUCUUCAGAUCUUUUCCGCGAGUUCCUGCGGAUUGGUCGGAGAGAUCCCCAGAUUCGACGGCGGAUGCGAGAAUCUCUACAGGAUCGAGAUCGAAGACAACGAGUUGAGAGGCGAGAUUCCGAUCGACAUCGGCGAGUGCCAGAAGCUUCUGACGCUGAAACUCGACCGGAACCGGCUCACCGGUCCGAUUCCAGUCGAGAUCUCGAAUCUUCCGUCGAUCACCGACGUGGAUCUCUCGUUCAACGAGCUCAGCGGUCCGAUCCCCUCGGAGUUCGGUAAUUGCACCACGCUUGAGAAUUUUAAUGUUUCUUUCAAUGAAUUAUUCGGCCGAGUUCCUUUCUCUACGGUUCUCAGCAAUCUUCAUCCGUCAUCGUUCGCUGGGAAUCGGGGGCUCUGUGGGCCGCCGGUGGGCUCCACGUGUCCCUCGGGCGUGAGGAAGACAGAAAGGCGGCCGGAGUCGGCGGAGAUCGUUUGGAUCGCCGUGAUGGCAGUUGGAGUCGCGAGCAGUGAUUGGAUUUUAGGGAUGGGUUCCACUGGUACUGUGUACAGAGCGGAGAUGCCAGGUGGUGAGAUAAUAGCGGUGAAGAAACUAUGGGCACCCCAAAAGGAGCACAAACAAAAGAAACGCCCUGCAAUUCUGGCAGAAGUGGAAGUCCUAGGCUCAGUAAAGCACCGCAACAUAGUAAAAUUGCUAGGCUACUGCAACAACAGAGACACCACAAUGCUGCUCUAUGAGUACAUGCCGAACGGAAGCCUCGACGACCUCCUCCACCGCAAGAAUCCGGCCAAGGGAGGGGGUAAGAUGGCGGGAGACUGGGGGACGAGGUACAGGAUAGCGGUGGGGGUCGCUGAGGGCGUAAGUUACCUGCACCAUGACUGCGAGCCAGCGAUUGUUCAUAGGGAUGUGAAGGGGAGUAAUGUGUUGUUGGAUGGGGAGAUGGAGGCGAGGGUGGCAGAUUUUGGGGUGGCUAAGUUGGUCGCUUCGGGCACAGAGAAGGCUAUGUCUGUGGUUGCUGGAUCCUAUGGCUACAUUGCUCCAGAGUAUGCCUACACUCUUCGAGUGGACGAGAAGAGCGACAUAUACAGCUACGGCGUAGUCCUCCUAGAGAUUGUCACCGGUCGACGAGCCGUCGAGGCAGAAUUUGGGGAAGGAAAGAGCAUCGUCGACUGGGUGAGAGAGAAAGCAUCCAAAGGAGACAAAGGAUCAGCACUGGAGUUGCUCGACCCCAACAUCAUCGGAGCAGUGGCGACGGGGUGCAAGGAGGUUAGAGAGGAGAUGAUGCUACUGCUAAGGGUGGCAAUGCUUUGCACCAGCCGGAAUCCAGCAGAGAGGCCGAGCAUGAGGGACGUCCUGUCGAUGCUUAGAUCAGCGAAGCCGCAGAAGGAGAAGAAGGGAGCGGUAGGGGAGAAGAAGAAGAAGCAGGGUGAUUAAUUACUUGGUGGGAUUUUUUUUUUCACCUUACUUUUCUCCCUGUAAAAUCAUUUGUUUUUUGUUUUUUGUUUUUUUUUUGCUUUUUUUAGUUCUUGAUUGUUUUGUUGCAUGUUGUCUUUUGCUGGUAUAUAUAGUGUGGAAUUGGUGUUAUGAAGAAUGGGCGCUAGACUCAAUCGAUGCUAUCAGGUGAGGAAUGGGUAUUUGAUGUUGUAUAUUACCUUCGUGUGAAACUUUACCCUAUUAAUUAAAUUAUUUGACUGAGCUUGUUAUGGAUUA
This is a messenger RNA of Asparagus officinalis (garden asparagus), 3357 nucleotides long. RefSeq names its product leucine-rich repeat receptor-like protein kinase TDR. Gene Ontology annotation, molecular function: ATP binding; protein kinase activity; receptor serine/threonine kinase binding. Gene Ontology annotation, biological process: protein phosphorylation. The record is from RefSeq and is a predicted model, not a curated record. Lineage: Eukaryota; Viridiplantae; Streptophyta; Magnoliopsida; Asparagales; Asparagaceae. The transcript is spliced from 3 exons.